UGAUAAAUGCAUUCACAUUUCUGUUUAUUCGUUUUACCCCACCAAUCCAACAACGUUUUGAAUAAAAUGUUAUGUUUAAAUAUAUUUCGUCAAUGUAAAAAGAUAUCCCCAUACUUAUCGUCAUUACAAUUACAAUUAAUAAACCAUGUAGCAAGAAAGUCCAGCACCUACAAACGUUCACAACUUAGUGUACCACAUACGGAUCAUUUGCUAAGCGUAAAGAAGGAUUUAUUUGAGCAACGAACCGAGUUGAGUGACAGUGAGUGGCAAGAAUUGCGAAACAAUUUGAUAUCUAAGUACAAGCACAUAAGUUACAGCAAUGUUGAUGCUAUAAUUCUCGGGCUGUGUGGCGGCACUGAUCAACUUUCCCUGGCCAAAAGCUAUGUGCACUAUUUACGCGAAUGUGGGCUGGAACCCAACUUAGCGUCUUUUGGACGUCUUUUGCGUAUUUAUAAUAGUACUUACCAUAAAAGAGGUGUAAAUGAUGCUUCACUUACGCCAGAAGAGAAACAAGAUAUUUUGGAUAUAUAUGCUAAAUUGCGAGAACGUUAUGAAAUUCUUGAUGCCUCGACAUGUGAAAAUUUAAUAUAUGGUUUGGUUUGUACAAAAGAAUGGCAAAUGGGAGUAGAUUUGUUAAAUAUGUCUAAACUGACUAGUACACCAAGUAUUGGCGCUUAUACUGAACUCACGGUAAAAGCUUUUGCUAAGAGUGAAUUAAAUAUCGGUUGGAACUUGCUCGAAGAAACCGUGGCACAAGGCAAGGAACCUAAAUGUGAAGCAUAUUCUGCAUAUUUACAGUACGUAGCGCAGGAACCACUGACUUUACAGUGCAAUUUAGAAAAAUUAUUUGCUUUUUGGGAAAAGUAUGAACUGAUUAUAACCGCAAAUGUAGCGAAAUGUAUAACAGAAAUAUUAAAUAACAAUCUACAUAAUGCAGAGUUAUCACAAAUAGACGCACAAGGCAAAUGUAAUCAAUGUAAAGUGCACAUGAGAACUGUUACUAUUACUGAUGCAGAGUAUGCUAAAUUGAGCAAUUCCUUUUUAAAUAAGGUACUCAUACGCAAUGAUGUCUUCCAGAAAUCAACGCCAGAAGAAGUUGAACACUUCAAGCGCUAUGUCACGAAAACAGCUCCUUAUGAUUGCGUUAUCGACGGUCUUAAUGUCGCCUACUCUAUGGGCACAAAAAAACCAGCGAAAUUUUUAGCUUCAUUGCUAGCAAAUGUAGUGAAGCAUUUUAAAAAUCAGGGUAAACACGUACUUGUACUUGGACGCAAGCAUAUGAAUAACUGGCCGAAAGAUUCCAUGUUUUAUAUACGAAAAAAUGCUAGUCUCUUUCUGACUAGCAACCUUUCGCAAGAUGAUCCUUUUCUGCUAUAUGCUACAUUAAAGAGUGGACAAUCAACUGAUUUUUUCUCACGUGAUAUGAUGCGUUCACAUGCAUUUUUAUUGGGAAAUGAGUUGCGCAACAUAUUUCGGCACUGGCAACAGGUACAUCAGUACUCGUUAAUCACGCAAACGGAUAAUGGAAGGAUAAUUGUAAAGGAACCAACACGUUAUUUACUUUGCACACAUAAAGUGCAGGAUACUUGGCAUGUGCCAUAUAAACAAAGCUACUCACCAAAUCCUGCUGAAUUAUUUGAAGUGCCUGAAAGUUGGCUAUGCAUAAAAUUUAAAUGAAGUAUCAAUUUUUUACAGACAUUUUGACUAUUGGUAAAGUUUGUGCUAAAUUAUAAGUAAAAACAAAAAACAUUGAAAUGGCUUCCGAAGGGAUUGAUGAUUGGGAUGCGCCGUUGCC
This is a messenger RNA of Zeugodacus cucurbitae (melon fly), 1795 nucleotides long. It is a transcript of the gene mldr, whose product is annotated as mitochondrial ribonuclease P catalytic subunit. The record is from RefSeq and is a predicted model, not a curated record. Lineage: Eukaryota; Metazoa; Arthropoda; Insecta; Diptera; Tephritidae. Gene Ontology annotation, biological process: mitochondrial tRNA 5'-end processing; tRNA 5'-leader removal. The coding region runs from base 7 to 1677 and encodes 556 amino acids. The transcript has 5 exons. Gene Ontology annotation, cellular component: mitochondrial ribonuclease P complex; mitochondrion. Gene Ontology annotation, molecular function: ribonuclease P activity; protein binding.